Molecule: messenger RNA, 2979 nt
Organism: Serpula lacrymans var. lacrymans S7.9
Lineage: Eukaryota; Fungi; Basidiomycota; Agaricomycetes; Boletales; Serpulaceae
Exons: 21
Coding region: 57-2477 (806 amino acids)
Biological process (GO): cellular response to heat
Cellular component (GO): cytoplasm; mitochondrial matrix
Molecular function (GO): ATP binding; ATP hydrolysis activity
Source: RefSeq, a predicted model, not a curated record
GCAGCUUAAAUUUCAUUUCACAGUAACUAACAUCGAGGUGUGGUGGCCUUGUACUUAUGUCGCUUCGUCCGGGUCUUGUCUACCCAAUAUUUCCGCGAUGCAGAAGUGCAUUGCAUCGAAAUGUCUCGGGUCUGGGACUCGCCAACCGUUCCAGAGGCCAUGAAGCCCCAUACAAGGCCCGACCACCACCCAGUUUGAACCGAGCAACUGCAUAUAGGGGCUAUGCAUCGAAUCCGCCUGGUGGAACUGGUGGUGGAGGAUUUCCUGGGUUUGCAUUCCAGCAACCACAGCAAAAAGGAGACGCACUGAAAGAAUAUAGUGUUGAUUUAACGGAACUGGCGAGGAAUGGAAAACUUGACCCUACUAUUGGAAGGGAUGAUGAGAUACGUCGUACUAUACAGAUCCUGUCUCGAAGGACAAAGUCCAAUCCAGUGUUGAUAGGGCCCCCUGGCGUCGGCAAAACCGCUAUAUUGGAGGGUCUCGCAAGUAGAAUAGUGGCGAAAGAAGUUCCCGAAUCUCUGCAUGACAAGAAGGUCCUAUCCAUUGACCUUUCCGCCAUUAUGGCCGGUUCGGGUAUUCGUGGACAAUUUGAAGAAAAGUUCAAGGCCCUCAUACGUGACAUUGAAGAUGAAGCAGGGAAUGUUAUUUGUUUUAUCGAUGAAGUCCACACACUUUUCAACCUUGGUAAAGCAGAAGGCAGCAUCGACGCUGGUCAGAUGAUUAAACCGGCUCUUGCUCGAGGUUUACAGUUAGUUGGGGCCACGACACCUGACGAAUAUAGAAAAACGAUUGGCAAGGAUGCUGCUCUCGAACGCCGGUUUCAGCCAGUUCAGAUCGACGAGCCAACUGUAGAAUCAACGAUAUCCAUUUUGCGGGGGCUCAAGCCGCGAUAUGAAGUCCACCAUGGGGUUGAGAUUGCGGAUGGUGCACUCGUGACGGCGGCGGUGUAUGGUGCUCGGUAUAUAUCUGAUCGCUAUCUUCCUGACAAGGCGAUUGAUCUCGUGGACGAAGCCGCCUCUUCUCUUCGUCUCGCUCAAGAGUCCAAACCGGACGAACUGGAAGCUCUGGACCGCGAGAUCGUUACGCUUCAAAUCGAGCUUGAGAGUCUGAAGAACGAAUCAGAUGUAUUUAGUGUAGAGAGGAGAAGGAAACUGGAGGAGCAGCUAAGGGCAAAGAAAGAAGAUGCAGAACAGUUGACUGCCAUUUGGCAAAAUGAACGCGCUCGCCUUGAUCGUCUGAAGGACUUGAAACAGCGACUUGAAGACGCCAAGCAUGAACUCGAAGUCGCGCAGCGUCAGGGCCAAUAUGAAAGGGCGUCACAGUUGCGUUUUGGCACGAUACCGGAUCUAGAGCAGCAGUUGCCGAAGGACGGUGAGAGGAAAGAGGAGGGCGAGGAGGGCCCUCUUUACAUGUUACACGAUCGGGUCACAAGCAACGAUAUUUCAAGGGUGGUAGCAAAGGCGACUGGAAUCCCUGUCCAGAAUUUACUGAAAGGCGAAAGGGACAAGUUGGUUCAUAUGGAAGACACACUCAAGCAACGUGUUGUAGGACAAGAUCACAUUGUUACUGCUAUUAGCGACUCUGUUCGUAUAUCUCGCGCUGGCUUGCAGGCACCCAACCGCCCCGUCGCGUCUUUCCUAUUCCUUGGCCCAACAGGUGUCGGGAAGACGGAACUCUCCAAGGCACUGGCAAGAUUUUUAUUUAACGAUGAACAAAGGGGACUAAUCAAUAUUAACAUGUCGGAGUAUCAUGAUCGACAUACCAUCUCGAGGCUUAUUGGUGCUGCACCUGGCUAUGUUGGUUUCGAGGAAGGCGGUCAAUUGACGGAGGCUGUUCGUCGCAAGCCUUAUGCUGUUAUUUUACUGGAUGAACUCGAAAAGGCUCACAAGGAUGUUGCGAUGAUAUUGUUGCAAAUUCUUGACGAGGGUAGCAUUACUGAUAGUCAAGGUCGAAAGGUAGACUUCAAGAACACCAUUGUUUGUUUGACUAGCAAUUUGGGCAGUGAUAUUCUUGCCCAUUCUUCGUCAUGCGACUCCAAUGGUAUUGUCACGGAAGAAGCGAUGAACCUAGUCCUGGAACGCACAGGCGAAUAUUUCCCUCCCGAGCUUCUGAAUCGCCUCGACUCGAUACUUGUGUUCAAUAAACUGUCGCGCGAGUCCAUUUUACGAGUGGUGUCUCUUCGACUGGACGAUGUAGCCAAGAGAUUGAAGGACCGCAGGAUUACACUGGAUGUCGAUGCUGCUGCUCGAGAAUGGCUUGCAAGUAAGGGGUAUUCGGACAUUUAUGGUGCCCGUGCUAUUUCACGCGUAGUCCGCACUGAUGUUCUAUUUGUUAUGGCUCAAAAGUUGUUAAGGGGGACGAUAAGGGACGGCGAUGUGGUUACAAUACGUUCUAAUGGAGAUUCUCUGCAUAUCCAGGAUAUUCAUCCUCCAGAUGCCGCUGCAGCUUCGGGUAGUCUAACUGACGACUCACACUAAUCGCAUAUCGUAGUAUCAUAUUUCUAUCUGCAUAAACAUCACUACUCAAUAAGCAUAUAUCUAGUCACUAUUAGCUAUUAGAAACCAGCGUAAAUCCCCACUCUAUGUAGCUAUAGUGUAUUCAUCAACCAAAAUUAGUCCUUUUUACUAACCAGUAGUCCAUGGGCAGACAUCAGCUCAGAAGGUACUGCUCAGUCAUUUCGUUUUGAUUUGUUUGAUUUUCUUUGGUUUGAUUGCGUUUCUGAUGAAGCCUGAGUGCGUUUUCCUUUCGAUUUCCCAUUCUUCUUUGAGCUUUUAUCGCGAGGGGCAGGUUGGGCCGUUGGUUGCGACUCGAGGCGUACGCGUUCUUCCUCUGCUUCCCACCACUUCAUGAACUCCUCUUCUCUUUGGCGAGAUUGUUCCUCUUCUUGAAUCUCAAGUAAAGAUCUCUUUUCUUGCGUCCCAGCGUUUCCUUGUUCUACCCGGGCACAGUGGGUUCUACUACAGGCUUUACAGGUGGGAG